AUGAGCCUUUGGAACCGGGGAUGGCUUGCUAGUGGUCUCUUGGUCAUGGCUGUUGCUGUUGCUGCUGCUGCUGUUGCUGCUGCUGUUGCCGCCCUAUGUCCAAACCGUCAAAGAAGAAAACGUACCACUGCUACGACCACGACCACCGCCACGGCCCCGCCUCCCCCCGCGCCUCCGCCUACCACUAUUUUCCAGGGCGAUGGCACGGCGAAAAUAUUCUUGGAGGUGGCGGUCACGGUCUACACCGAUAAUGGAGGAGAUGUACUCGAAAUACCGGCGCAAGAAUAUUCGUCGGUCUAUCACAGAGAUGUCAGCUUUGGAAUCAGCUUUGAGAUCAUUCUGUCAGAAUGGUAA
This is a messenger RNA of Trichoderma atroviride IMI 206040, 354 nucleotides long. The record is from RefSeq and is a predicted model, not a curated record. Lineage: Eukaryota; Fungi; Ascomycota; Sordariomycetes; Hypocreales; Hypocreaceae.